CAAGAAGCCACUUCUCAUCACGAACCGGGCAGGAAUGUUUUCCCAGCUGUCAAUACUUAAGUGACACGUUCCCACGUCUGUGACCAGUUCCCCAAAAAUUCUGCCAGUAAGUUUUUGAUUUGUUGAUGAGAGUGAGACUGUUGACGUUUGUUGUCUCGGCGAUCAUUGGUCGCACUCUCGAUGAAGGCAUGAGAACGCAACUGCAAAAGCAUUCCUCAAUUGUGUUGUCAACAAACUGACUCCUUCACAACUAUCAUAACUCUGACACCGACCAAUCAAGCACCCGAAGCCCAAAGUGGAUCAUUGGAAGCCAGCCAUACUCUGCAGCCAAAGACAAACAGAACAUUCAAAGCUCUUUUUAUUUCCAAGCACUCGAACUGCCAAGACAAUGACUCAUCAUCAUCACAGCGACUCGUACUACUACCAUCACACCCAAGAAGAUGGGACCUUGUCGUCUCAAUUCCAUGCCGCCAUUUUGGAUCAUGAGUUUUUGUUGCGAGCCGCGACGACGCAUGAUUGGGACACGCUGACUGCCUUUUGUCAAUUCCUGGAAGAGAUCUUUACCCUUAGUGUUCCCGACCGUGUCUUGCAAUGGCAAAAGAACCGCAUUCAGUGUGCCACGCAACAAUUGGUGGCGACCGAUCAAUGGGGCAACACGGCACUCCAUGUCGCUUGUUACAAUACACCACCCGCUCGAGCCGUACGAGCCUUAUUGACAGCUGCCAGUGCCGUUUCGCCGUCACCCUUGCAGAUUCACACGAUGCGAUCGCGAGAUCACUCGACGCCCUUGUUGGUCGCCUGUGCCACUGGUGCCUCGCUACAGGUCAUUCAAGCCUUGUUGGAUCCUCCCGCUGGAUUGGUUCCCGGCGGGGCCAUGGUCUGUCAAGCCGAUCAAACCGGUGCCACGCCCUUGACUGAAUUGGCCGUGCACUACGAAAUCCAACGCAAAUCACCCGCCCAUGUACGCCACAAUCGACCACUCGAUCAAGUCCAGCUCAUUCGAGAUUUUAGUAGUCAAAUGGCUACUGUGAAUGACGACGACGACGACAAUCACACGAGACGACGAAACAACAACACGACGUUGUUGGAUACGUUUCAAGCCAAAUUGGAACUCUUGUUCAAAGCGGCCUGGUCGGCGCAUUUCCCCAGUAUGAUGAUCAGUAUGGUACAUGGAUUGGCACACGUCGCGGCAUAUUGUCCUCCCGUUGUCACACGGCUCAUUCUACGAGGAUAUCCACACAUGAUUUCCUAUCCCAAUCGACAUGGAGUCUUGCCGCUUCAUUUGACAGUCGCCACGCGAAAACGAUUUGAUACCAAUACCAAUAAUCCAACCGUCUUUUGGACACGACAUGCCUAUUGUGUCGAACAAUUGUUGCAAGCGUAUCCACAAGCUGCACGAGAACAAUGGAAGGGACGAUCGCCCUUUGUACAAGCCAUUGCCUCGGGAUACUUUUGGAGUACUGCGACCGCUUCUUCCAAAAACAGUAAUAAAAAAAGCAAUUCCACAAACAACAACACAAAGGGUCCGUUGCAGCUCUUGUGGCAAGCAGCACCCGAAUCACUGGCAGAAAUGGACCCCGUCACGAAAUUGUGUCCCGUCCAAUUGGCAUCGGCAACUUUUGCCGCUUACUCCGUGCGCAUUUCGCCGCAAGAACAUGUUUUGCAGUUGGAUACCAUUUACAAUUUGUUGCGAGCCAAUCCACAGGUGUUGAAGGAGGAAUUUGUGUGAAAAUAAAUGAAUGCGUCAUCGACAAUCACAUAAUCAUUGGAGUAGACCUUGCCCACAGGGAAAGGAUGGUUCUUUCAUAACAACGUGCAUCGACGAUCCACCAUCCGCUCGACGUUCAUUCAGACACCCAAUAUGACUCACUCUAGCACAACAACUCGCAGCUAGCUUGUAAGCAACAAACUGAAUCACAA
Seminavis robusta is the source of this 1920-nucleotide messenger RNA. Lineage: Eukaryota; Bacillariophyta; Bacillariophyceae; Naviculales; Naviculaceae. The record is from the annotation of a GenBank genome assembly.